This is a messenger RNA of Eruca vesicaria subsp. sativa (arugula), 1422 nucleotides long. Lineage: Eukaryota; Viridiplantae; Streptophyta; Magnoliopsida; Brassicales; Brassicaceae. The record is from the annotation of a GenBank genome assembly.
ACUGUAGCCGCCUUCCUAGAAAUGGGUGCCUUUGUUUGACUUGUCAUCUUCCUCAACAUUUUUGUAUUUAAAUAUAAACAACAGAAGAGCUUUCUAAGAUCAUCAUCAAUCAACGAACCAUGGAAGAACAAGGCACCCUAGAUAUUGUCAUCGUUGGCGCCGGAAUCUCCGGCCUUUCAACCGCCGUUGGACUCCAUAGGCUUGGGAUUAGAAGCAUGGUGCUGGAAUCUUCAGAUAAGCUGAGAGCCACAGGAUUCGCAUUUACGACUUGGUACAACGCCUGGAAGGCUAUGGAAGCUCUUGGCGUUUCUCAGCAUGUUCGAGACCUUCAUGAUCUUCUUCAAGGGUAUCAUCAUCAGGCUAACACUUAUGUUACUAUUCAUAUUAACUCUGUAACUUGAGAACUCUAUCUUUGAUCUUCUAAAUGCAUGCAGAUGGGUGGUGGGACACAUCUCCCCAGGAAAUCCUUCCAAGGAAAUGCUCUUUCCAAAAUCUGAAGAAUACGAGUCUCGGUGCGUAAAGAGGAAGGUGCUGUUAGAGGCUCUAGCGAAUGAGUUGCCUGAAGGGACCAUAAGGUUUUCUUCAAAGGUUGUUCACAUCGAAUUGUCUGGAUACUACAAGAUGGUUCAUCUCUCUGAUGGAACUAUUCUCAAAACCAAGGUAGUUUUGGUAGGGUGUGAUGGAGUGAAAUCAGUGGUUGGUAAGUGGCUAGGGUUCAAGAAUCCGGUUAAAACUUCCCGCUUAGCAAUCCGAGGGCUCACACAUUACCCACAAGGCCAUGGGUUUGGGAAAAAGUUCUUCCAGUUUUAUGGCGACGGUGUUCGUUCCGGUUUUAUCCCCUGUGAUCACAACACUGUCUACUGGUUCCUAACCCAUACAUCUACUGAAUUAGAUGAGAAAACAGAUCCAGAAAAUAUCAAAGAAUUUGUGCUGAACAAGCUCAAAGACUUGCCUGAAAACAUUACGAAUGUCGUGGAGACCACCGAUCUUGAUAGCAUUGUGAUGUCUCGGCUCAAGUACCGACCCCCAUGGGAACUCUUAUGGGCAAACAUCGCAAAGGACAACGUAUGCGUUGCAGGGGAUGCACUUCACCCGAUGACACCUGAUAUCGGACAAGGCGGUUGCUCAGCCAUGGAGGAUGGAGUUAUCCUGGCUCGCUGUCUCGGUGAAGCUAUAAAAGCGAAAGGUGAAUCAGAUGAUGAAGCAGAGAGUUAUAAGCGGAUUGAACAAGGGUUGAAGAAGUAUGCAGGAGAAAGGAAAUGGAGAAGCAUAGAUCUGAUAACAACGGCGUAUACAGUAGGUUUCAUACAGCAGAGCACAGGGAAGUGGAUGAACCUGUUAAGAGACAAGUUCUUGUCCUCUUUCCUUUCUCGGUUGCUGCUGAAAAAGUCUCACUUCGACUGCGGAAGCCUUGUCUCAUGA